Molecule: messenger RNA, 1725 nt
Organism: Sordaria macrospora k-hell
Lineage: Eukaryota; Fungi; Ascomycota; Sordariomycetes; Sordariales; Sordariaceae
Biological process (GO): transport
Cellular component (GO): membrane
Molecular function (GO): transporter activity
Source: RefSeq, a predicted model, not a curated record
AUGGGUUCCCUAUUCUGCAACACCACGUUGGAGGAAAUGCGAAUCCACCCCGGCGAUGAACGUCCCAUAGCCGGUCCCCUAACCUUCCACUCCCUCGCCCUCAUCAUCGCUGCCGCCUCGGUCGUGGUAGCCGUAGCUAUGAGCUUCUACCUGAUCAUGCGACACGCGACCAACUACACCGUCCCGAACGAGCAAAAGCAGAUCAUUCGCAUUCUAUUCAUGGUGCCCAUCUACGCCUGCUCCUCCUUUUUGUCCUUGCGCUUCUACUACCACGCCAUAUACUUCCAAGUCCUAAGCGACUGUUACGAGGCCUUUGCCAUCAGCUCAUUCUUCAGUCUGAUGUGUCACUACAUCGCGCCGGACUUGCACUCGCAGAAGGAGUACUUUCGCGAGAUGCAGCCCAUCAAGGAUUGGGUAUGGCCGAUCAACUGGAUGGCCAAGUGCUGCGGUGGGCACAGGAAGGGUCCCUGGAGGACGCCGAGGAGCGGGUUGACGUGGUUUAACAUUAUCUGGAUUGGCGUUUACCAUUACUGCUUCGUGCGAGUGGCUAUGACGGUUGCCGCCGUGUUGAGCCAGUAUCAUGGACGGUAUUGCGAAAGUAGCAACUCGCCUAUGUUUGGGCAUAUUUGGAUAGUAGCAAUCCAAUCCAUCGCCGUCACCAUAGCCAUGUAUGCCCUCAUCCAAUUCUACGCCCAGUUGCACGCGACCCCCCAAUUAUCUCCCCAGCAACCAUUCCUCAAAGUGCUGGCCAUCAAGCUCGUCAUCUUCCUCUCCUUCUGGCAAUCCGUCGCCAUCUCAGUCGGAACCUCCGAAACCAUCCACGUGAUAAAACCCAACUCGGUCCUCGCCUAUCCAGACAUCAAAGUCGGCAUCCCGUCUCUACUCCUAUGUUUCGAAAUGGCCUGCUUCGCCAUUCUACAUCUAUGGGCCUUCCCCUACGCCCCUUACACCCCGCGUAACAGCAACCGGGGUAUGAACUUUGACGGCCGCGCCAAGAAACAGGGAGGGCCGCUGGGCAUCCUGGCUCUCUGGGACGCCAUCAACAUCUGGGAUGUUGUCAAGGGUUUUGGGAGAGGAAUCCGGUGGCUGUUUGUGGGCGUCAAAACGAGGGAGAGAGAUGUGAGUUACUUGCAUCUUGACAAGGAUAGCCAUCCUCUGGGCCACAAUCAGAUCCCGCUGCGAGGCGCCAGCACCAGGGGGAGACAAAAGAGUAGUGAUUCUUCGUCGAUUGAGGUGGUGGUUGAACAACGGGAGGGAAUAGCAACGAUGGGAAUGGGAGGAGACCUAGAAGCGCCGGCGCAGGCGCAUCAGCAUCAUUAUGCCCAUGGGGUGUAUGGACAUGACGGGCAUGGACAUGUUGAUACGAGUUAUAGGGGCGCGGCGGGGAAUGGGAAUGCAGCGGUAGGGAGGAGUGAAAGCUUUGAUAGCUUGGAUUUGGCGGGGGGAGGGAUGCCGAGGGCUCAGUAUGAACGACGAGCGAGAAGCGGCUCUGCUGCGUCCGUUGACGAGCACCAUUAUUACGAGGGUCGCAACGCUGGCGGCGGUGGUGGUGGUGGAGCGGCUACGACUUAUCAUGGAGUAGAUUAUGGUAUGCGACCGAACGUGUACAGGAACCAGAGCAGUGGGUAUUAUGAUCCUCUGCCGGCGCCACGGGAGGAUGAGGAUAGUAUUGGGCUGGUAAGCCAUGCGUCUUAUCCGCAUGGAAGUCAGAACGGCCAUCGAUAG